Messenger RNA from Elephantulus edwardii (Cape elephant shrew), 1239 nucleotides. RefSeq names its product ribosomal protein L3-like (gene RPL3L). The transcript is spliced from 9 exons. Bases 148 to 1215 code for a protein of 355 amino acids. NCBI's taxonomy places the organism in Eukaryota, Metazoa, Chordata, Mammalia, Macroscelidea, Macroscelididae. Gene Ontology annotation, biological process: translation; ribosomal large subunit assembly. Gene Ontology annotation, cellular component: cytosolic large ribosomal subunit; ribosome. Gene Ontology annotation, molecular function: RNA binding; structural constituent of ribosome. The record is from RefSeq and is a predicted model, not a curated record.
CGGAAGUUCUCAGCUCCUCGGCACGGACACCUGGGUUUCCUGCCCCAUAAACGGAGCCGGCGUCACCGGGGCAAGGUGAAGACAUGGCCACGUGAUGACCCCAGCAAGCCCGUGCACCUGACGGCAUUCCUGGGCUACAAGGCGGGCAUGACACAUACCCUACGCGAGGUGCACCGGCCAGGCCUCAAAAUUUCCAAGCGGGAGGAGGUGGAGGCAGUGACCAUAGUGGAGACUCCGCCCCUUGUGGUGGUGGGCGUGGUGGGCUACGUUGCUACCCCUCGAGGCCUUCGGAGCUUCAAGACCAUCUUUGCGCAGCAUCUCAGCGACGAGUGCCGUCGGCGCUUCUACAAGGACUGGCACAAGAGCAAGAAGAAAGCGUUCACUAAAGCCUGCAAGCGGUGGUGUGAUGCUUCUGGCAAGAAGCAGCUCCAGAAGGACUUCGCGGCCAUGAAGAAGUACUGCAAAGUCAUCCGUGUCAUUGUCCACACCCAGAUGAAGCUGCUGCCCUUCCGGCAGAAGAAGGCUCACAUCAUGGAAAUCCAGCUGAAUGGUGGCACGGUGGCCGAGAAGGUGGCCUGGGCCCAGGCGAGGCUGGAGAAACAGGUGCCAGUGCACAGCGUGUUCAGCCAGAGCGAGGUCAUCGAUGUCAUCGCUGUCACCAAGGGCCGCGGUGUCAAAGGGGUCACGAGCCGCUGGCACACCAAGAAGCUGCCCCGGAAGACCCACAAGGGACUCCGUAAGGUGGCCUGCAUUGGGGCCUGGCAUCCAGCCCGCGUGGGUUGCUCCAUUGCUCGGGCUGGACAGAAGGGCUACCACCACCGCACAGAGCUCAACAAGAAGAUCUACCGCCUAGGCCGUGGGCCACACAUGGAGGAGGGGAAGAUGGUCAGGAACAACGCAUCCACUAGCUAUGAUGUGACCGACAAGACCAUCACGCCUCUGGGUGGCUUCCCUCAUUAUGGAGAGGUCAAUAAUGACUUUGUCAUGCUCAAAGGCUGCAUUGCAGGGACGAAGAAGAGGGUCAUCACGCUGAGGAAGUCCCUCCUGGCGCAUCACAGCCGCCAGGCCCUGGAGAACAUUGAGCUUAAAUUCAUUGACACCACUUCCAAAUUUGGUCAUGGUGGCUUCCAGACUGCACAAGAAAAGAGGGCCUUCAUGGGCCCCCAGAAGAAGCAUCUGGAGAAGGAAAAACCAGAGACCUCCGGAGACUUGUAGGGCUGUGGGAUGAUCAGAAGAGCA